GCGGUCUCAGUCAGGUCCAGCUGCAGACACACAAUGGCAGUCUGUGUGAUGUUUGUUCAAACUUUUGUUUUGUUUUAUGCAAUAAUAUCUUAUUCCUCGGCACAAACGCCGUUAACUGUAUCUCCUCCUAAUAUUAUCAUCAUGCUCAUGGAUGACAUGGGUUGGGGUGACUUAGGUGUGUUGGGCCAGCCUUCCAAAGAGACUCCCAACCUGGACACUAUGGCUGCUGAGGGGAUGCUGCUACCAAACUUUUACACUGCUAACCCGCUGUGUUCCCCGUCUCGAGCUGCCCUUCUCAUUGGGAGGCUGCCGGUCAGAAAUGGUUUCUACACCACGAAUGCUCACGCCAGAAAUGCAUACACGCCUCAGGAGAUAGUGGGCGGGAUCUCAAAGGAUGAGAUUCUGUUGCCAGAGAUGCUGAAGGAAAAAGGCUAUGUCAGCAAAAUAGUUGGGAAAUGGCAUCUUGGCCACCGACCUCAGUACCUUCCUCUGGAGCAUGGUUUCGAUGAGUGGUUCGGCUCUCCAAAUUGCCACUUUGGACCCUACGACAACAGUAACACACCCAACAUUCCUGUCUACAAAAACUCUGAGAUGGUUGGCAGAUAUUAUGAGGAGUUUGUGAUUGAUAGAAAAACAGGAGAAUCCAACCUCACACAGAUCUACCUAAAGGAAGGUCUUGACUUCAUACUCCACCAGGCUAAGUUCCAGCGGCCUUUCUUCCUGUACUGGGCAGCUGAUGCUACUCACGCCCCGGUGUACGCCUCCAAAAACUUUCUAGGAAAGAGCCAGCGAGGCCGGUACGGUGAUGCAGUGAUGGAGCUGGAUGACAGUGUCGGUCAGAUCCUGUUGCAACUGAGGGUGCUGGGCAUCGAAAAUAAUACCUUUGUCUUCUUCACUUCAGACAAUGGAGCUGCAGUCUCAUCUGGGCCACAUGAGAGUGGCAGCAAUGGACCGUUCCUCUGUGGGAAGGAGACCACAUUUGAAGGGGGUAUGAGGGAGCCUGCUAUUGCCUGGUGGCCUGGACACAUCAAAGAAGGCAUGGUGAGCUUCCAGCUGGCCAAUGUGAUGGACCUGUACACUACUAGUCUAGCCUUUGCCGGCCUCAUCCCACCUAAUGACAGAAUAUUGGAUGGACUGGACUUGACAACGGUCUUCCUAAACAGCUCAGAAAAACUCCAAAACAGUUCACUCAUAGAAAGGCCCAUCUUCUAUUAUCGAGGGAAUGAGAUGAUGGCGGUGAGGAUUGGACAGUAUAAGGCACACUACUGGACCUGGAGUAACUCAGUUGAGGAGUUUGAAAAGGGUAUCAACUUUUGUCCAGGUGAAGAAGUUCCAGGUGUGACCACCCACAUUCAAAAAGAACACACGCUGCAGCCCAUCAUUUUCCACCUGGGGCGUGAUCCUGGAGAAAAAUACCCCAUUGAUGUUUUGACUCAGGAGUACCAGGAGGUGCUGAGCAGAAUCUCUCCCGUUGUCGAGGAACAUAAGAAGACUCUUGUGCCGGGAGUUCCUCAGCUCAACAUGUGUGAUGCUGCUGUAAUGAAUUGGGCUCCUCCAGGCUGUGAAAAGAUCGGAAAGUGUCUCAAAGUGCCAAAAUCUGAGCCCUGGAAGUGUAGUUGGCCUCACUGAGAGUAAAACCACUGAG
Molecule: messenger RNA, 1645 nt
Organism: Thalassophryne amazonica
Lineage: Eukaryota; Metazoa; Chordata; Actinopteri; Batrachoidiformes; Batrachoididae
Gene: galns
Product: galactosamine (N-acetyl)-6-sulfatase
Exons: 14
Coding region: 34-1629 (531 amino acids)
Molecular function (GO): N-acetylgalactosamine-6-sulfatase activity; arylsulfatase activity
Source: RefSeq, a predicted model, not a curated record